Ruditapes philippinarum (Manila clam) is the source of this 1758-nucleotide messenger RNA. RefSeq lists its product as uncharacterized. The record is from RefSeq and is a predicted model, not a curated record. Gene Ontology annotation, molecular function: zinc ion binding; protein binding. The coding region runs from base 1 to 1758 and encodes 585 amino acids. The transcript has a single exon. Lineage: Eukaryota; Metazoa; Mollusca; Bivalvia; Venerida; Veneridae.
AUGGAGGUCCCUGGGAAAUUAGAUCCAGGAGCUGUAAGUGCUGAAGACUCGACAUUAGUAUGUCUCCCGUGUGAAAAUGAUGGUUUGAAGGAACCAGCUUAUGGCUUCUGCCAAGACUGCCAAGAGCAUCUAUGUGAAACAUGCUUCAAACAUCACAGACGGCCACGCCCAAUGAGAAAUCAUGUCCUCAUUGACAAAGAAUCUAUGCCAAAAACCCAGGUAAAUGCACCAAUAGCAUCUGGCAUGUCUGGGGAUAAAGCUGAUUUUUGCAAGAAACACCAAGACAAACCACUAGAAUUUUAUUGUCGGGAUCACACAUCAGUUGAUUGUUAUGUAUGCGUUACAUUAGAACACAAACAGUGUAAGGUGGACUAUAUUCCUGAUGUUUCUGGAAUCCUGUCUGACGAGAUGACAGAUAUAUUAGAACAAAUGGAAGCAUUGAUAACAAAAUGUAAAUCAAACAUAUUUUAUGUUAGCAAAGCUGCGCAAGAUCUAGACCAGAGUCAUGCCAAAGUUGUUGAAGAUAUCAAAGUCUUCAGGAAAGAGAUAAAUGAAUGUUUGGACAAAAUGGAAACCAGAAUAUUAAAGGAAGCUGACACAAUAGUAAAAGAAGCAAAGUGUAGUCAGGAAACCGUAAAAGCUGCUUCCUUAGAGAUAACUGAAGAACUUGAAUGUUCACAUUCGUUGUUAAGGUCAUUACAAGAACAGAACAAGCAAAAUAAGCUUUUUAUCGAGAUAAAAAACGUCGGAAAAAGUCUGCCAAUACUGACAGAUAAGGAAAAGAACGCAUUGCAUGCAAAUACAACAAACGAUUGUAUUCAAUUUACCCGCAACGCAAGCAUUAUAGAUUUUCUUAAGACUGAGAAUAGUUAUGGAACAUUGGCAACAUUUGUGCAACCAUACCCAGAUAGAGCAAUAGAUUUACAAUAUAUAGAUACAAUAGACAUUAAACAGAUAUCAGAAAAAGAAAAAUGUAGUAUUACUGGAAUGGUUAUGGUUACUCCUACGAAAAUGGUUGUUGCUGAUAACAAAAACAAAAACGUAACACUGAUCGACAUUGAAAAAAAUGUAGUUGUAACAGAGGUAAAGAUGUCUUUAGGUCCGGUGGAUGUUAUAACUCUUCCAGAAAAAAAGCUUGCUGUAACUUUGAAUGGUGAAACUUUUCUUCAGAUAUUGUCUUAUUCUGACGCGAAACUUUCAUUAUAUAAACUUAUAGAUGUAAGAAACAAGUGCAAUGGUGUUGCUUAUAGCCGGGGAAAACUUAUUGUCUCCUCCGCGGAAUCAAAGAAAAUAAUCAUUAUCAAUCUUGAAGGAGAAAUUCUUGAUGUUCUUGGUUCUCCUACUAUAUUCUAUGGGCCUACCAGAGUUUUGAUCAGCAAUGAUGAAUCGUUUAUAUAUGUAUCGGAUACAGAUUGGAAACAAAAAAGCAAGGUUUUGAAAAUGGAUUGGAAAGGAAAUGUUAACACCGUUUUUGAAGAACCAAAAUAUCAAUCUCCUUACGGCCAAGAACAAUUAGAAGAUGAGACUAUACUGAUAUGUUGCAGAAACAGUCACACUAUUCUGAGACUGUCAAGCAGCUUAAAAAAAUGUGACAUUAUUGGACUAGAGAAAGCAAAUAUCUAUUUACCAACAGCUGUAACAUACUGUGAAGCAGAACAAAAACUGUACGUUAGUUGUCCAUCACAGAAAGAAAAACCACGGGCUGAUAUUGUGAAAGUAUUCCAUGUUAAAUGGAUACAAAGGAAUAUGUCGUCAUGA